CCCUGCAUGGUGGUGUCUCCACCAUGUAUGAGCGAAGCUGAUCGCUACAGCCUGGACGCCCUGCGGAGCAUCCAUCAGAUGAUGGACGAUGACCAAGACGGUGGGAUUGAGGUGGAAGAGAGCGUGGAGUUCAUUAUUGAGGACAUGAAGCAGCAGCAGACCAACAAACACAACAACCUGCACAGAGAAGACCAGCACAUCACAGUGGAGGAGCUCUGGAGGGGAUGGAAGUCAUCUGAAGUACAUAAUUGGACUCAAGAGGAGGUGGUCCGCUGGCUGAAAGACUUUGUUGAGCUGCCACAGUAUGAGAGGAACUUUAAAGACUUUAAGGUCAAUGGAAAUACACUCCCUAGGAUUGCAGCUAAUGAACCUUCAUUUCUGAGUAUCCAGCUGAGAGUUCAGGACCAGAGAGAUAAACAGAAGCUCAACAUUAAAGCUCUAGAUGUGGUUCUGUUUGGACCACCUACACGCCCCCCUCAUAACUACAUGAAGGACCUGCUGCUCAUUGUGUCAGUGGUGAUGGGAGUCGGAGGCUGUUGGUUUGCUCAGGCCCAGAACAAAGCCAGCAAAAUCCACAUUACCAAGAUGAUGAAGGAUUUAGAAAGUCUGCAGAGGGCUGAGCAGAGCCUCAUAGACCUACAGGAACAACUGGAGCAAGCCCAGGAAGAAAAGCGCAAUGUGGCGGAAGAGAAACAGAACCUGGAGGAGAAGAUGAGAGAUGAGAUCAUGGGCGCACAGGAAGAAGCUUACCGUCUGCAUGAGCUGAGGCAGGGAGCCGUCAGUGAGCUCAGCCGCCUGCGAUAUGCAGAAGAGGAGCUAGAACAGGUAGACACACCGUCCUUGGAGCACUGA
Molecule: messenger RNA, 852 nt
Organism: Acanthochromis polyacanthus (spiny chromis)
Lineage: Eukaryota; Metazoa; Chordata; Actinopteri; Pomacentridae
Product: stromal interaction molecule 2-like
Exons: 7
Coding region: 7-852 (281 amino acids)
Biological process (GO): activation of store-operated calcium channel activity; intracellular calcium ion homeostasis; store-operated calcium entry
Cellular component (GO): plasma membrane; endoplasmic reticulum
Molecular function (GO): protein binding; calcium ion binding; calcium channel regulator activity
Source: RefSeq, a predicted model, not a curated record